AUGAAUUUGGAGAGACCCGCAUUCAAAACGCCGGAGCAAAAAACAGAGGAUCUCGAAGUGAAAUGCAUAGACGGCACACGCGAUAAGGUAAAUUUCCCGACUACUCCAGAGCUUUUAAAGGCCAUCGGGAAGUGCGAGAGAGUUACCUAUCCCGAAAAGCGCCUUGGUUUACCCAGCAACGGGGGAUUCUCUGGCUUCAUAGAGACAGGAGUCUUCCAGGUCUUUAAGGAGUUUCCAGUCGUCAAGUACAGUGAGCUUCAUGGUCCAGUGUUUAGCAAAAUUCGUGACUUGCUAUAUCAGUCAUACCCUCGCAUGAUGGGACAAAGAAUCUAUUAUGUUGAGACAAACCACUGGGUUUGCAUAACAGUGGAUCUCACAGGUGGGGUCGAUCCGAAGCAGUCUCAGGACGAUCCCAAGAGCUAUCUUCUACGAUCUGAAUUGUUGGAGGUGUUUUCGAUCUUUUACUGUCAAAUGAAUGAAAUGACAUGGAAUUCUCGUAUUGAGAAAUACAAGCCUACCUUUAGAUACAAAGAGGGGUUCCUCAUGGCUACGGUCAUGACGUUCAUGUAUGGAAAAGUUCGUGUCAUUCAAGCGAGUUUAAAGCCAUCGGAAACGUACCCAGUGCUUACGUUCACACUACGGGGCAUAUACGAUCUCAAUGCGGAAAAAUAUGACAAAGAAGUUGCCUAUACUCUUAUACAAUGGAUCCUGAGCCCUCCCAAGCCCGCAGAGGUGGAUUAA
Messenger RNA from Nannizzia gypsea CBS 118893, 741 nucleotides. RefSeq lists its product as hypothetical. Bases 1 to 741 code for a protein of 246 amino acids. The transcript has 4 exons. The record is from RefSeq and is a predicted model, not a curated record. NCBI's taxonomy places the organism in Eukaryota, Fungi, Ascomycota, Eurotiomycetes, Onygenales, Arthrodermataceae.